Messenger RNA from Lytechinus variegatus (green sea urchin), 2818 nucleotides. RefSeq names its product protein TEX261-like (gene tex261). Lineage: Eukaryota; Metazoa; Echinodermata; Echinoidea; Temnopleuroida; Toxopneustidae. Gene Ontology annotation, cellular component: endoplasmic reticulum membrane; Golgi membrane; COPII-coated ER to Golgi transport vesicle. The transcript has 6 exons. Gene Ontology annotation, molecular function: COPII receptor activity. Bases 110 to 706 code for a protein of 198 amino acids. Gene Ontology annotation, biological process: endoplasmic reticulum to Golgi vesicle-mediated transport. The record is from RefSeq and is a predicted model, not a curated record.
UGAAGACACCACAGUUUGUCAGCAAAGACGACGUAGACGAAAUUGGAUUUGUCUUUUUCAAUUUCGCUGAGAAAAAACUUCAUUUUAACAAACUACUAACGAAUUAAAAAUGUGGUUCUUCUUUCUGCUUUCUUGGCUAGCAACUGCAAUUCAAGUAUGCCUCGCUACACUUGCAUUAGCUGCUGGUCUGUAUUACAUGGCAGAACUAGUUGAAGAAUAUACAGUCAUGGCUGCAAAGUGCAUCAAGUGGCUUCACAUAGGUACAGCAGCGAUAUAUAUUGGUUUGAUAUUGUUUGAAGAUCUACCAUACUCGCUCACGCUUGUUGGACUUUUCUCAGUCUUCAUGUACUCUCUUAUGCUGAAGAAUUUUCCUUUCAUCGAGCUUACAUCACCCACAUUUCUCAUUAGCUGUGUUCUGGUAGUUGUGAACCAUUACUUUGCAUUCAGCUAUUUUUCAGAUGUAUGGCACCCCUUUUCUGAGGUUUUGGCUUAUUUUACACUGUGUCUGUGGUUGGUUCCCUUUGCAUUCUUUGUAUCUCUGUCAGCAGGAGAUAAUGUACUACCUACAAUGCAAAGACCAGAAUUAGAGAAAAAGGAUGAUGUCGUUUCAAGCUACUUCAACAGAAAGACAAAGAGGAAUGGUCUGCUAGCCGGCUUCAACUUUGUCAAGGAAUCGGUCCUGCCUCAGCGAAGCAAAGCUUUCUGAAAAAGUAAAUUUGUACUGCUCAGACACACACAGGGUGUGACAUUGGACAGAAAUAUCUUCUAGCAUUAUGACAUCAUCAUGGUACUACAACUUUGUGAUAACAUGACUGCAUAUGCCUUUGAGGUGUGUUUUUUUUCUAUCAGCCAGUUGAUGUUUUUGAACCAUUGACGAUUUGCAGGCAGCUGUGUCAGUGGUGAAAAGGACGGUACUGAACAUCCAUUUUCACAUGUAUAUGCGAUACAUCGGAUAGCAGUAAGAAGUGCGUGUGUUGACUCAAGCCUUAUGUCGGAAAUUAUACAACCAUGGGGCCAGGAUACGUACAUCAAAAGAUGAAUGUACUUUAGAUGGAUUUUUUUCUUCAGAUUUAAUCUGAAGUUUUUAUGUUUUAGAGCUUUUUCAUUAAAACCUACCCUCGCGCUUUAAGUUUUGAUCCCCUAAAUGUACUGUUCCAGUUCAUUACUACAAUGUAUGAAUGUGUUUGUCCUGCAUCUGUAUGGUGUGCAUGAUAUGAAGUUUUAAAAAUGUGUUUUAUUGGAUGUAUUUGACAGAUCUAUAUGAAAAUAAUAAUUUUAGGGUGCCUGAUCAAAAUUUGAAAAAUACGUGUAUAUAUAUUCACAUUUUUUCCUGUUUUGAGGUAAGAAACACUUCUCAAUUAUGAAAUGGGCUGAUUCAUUUUCAGGAAAUUAUCUGAAAAUUUUCUGAAAACCAGUUACUGAAUUUGUAAAGUAAUUUACACAUUUGUAAAGUAAUUUACACAUUUGUAAAGUGUCCAAGUGGUUCUUUUUUGAAGGGGGGGGACACAGACAGAGCACUAGAGAUCCCAAAAUUUAACAAUUUUCGCUAAGCCCCAAUACAUGGGGGAAAAAAGACUCAACAGCCACUACAAAAACUUGAGUGUGUUUCACGUUAUCAACCCUUCACUGUAGAGUACAUGUAAUUAAUAAGAAUUUCAAGAGAAAGUCUUUAUAAUAAAAGUGAAAUAUUUAUGAUUUUAUGGCAGGUUCUGACAAUUAGCAUUUUUAAUAUCAUGAAAUAGUAAAAAACAGAAAAACAAGUAAAGCCAAAAAAAAAGGUUUAUGAAAAUGUAUGAAUAUGAAGUGUCUGGUUAGAUUUGGGGACAGGUCAAAGGUCACAGAGGUCAUUAUUUGAAAGUAUAGAAGUCUGAUGUGAGAUACAUUCUUAUGUGCUGCAAGCUGACAUGAAUCCUUCUUGUUCCUCUUUGGUAUAAAACCUUUUGUCCAUUAUUAAACUGGCUGAAAAUUUUAGGAUACAAUCUUUGUUUUUUAUUUAUGCAAUCACAUACAUUUGUAAGAAAAGUGUUUGAAAAGCCUGUUGAAAAGACAAAUUGAAAUAUUACUUUACUGAGAGAGCUCAUAAGUAAAUAAAGGUGUUUUUUUUAUCAACUAAUUGGGGGGGGGGGGCAGAAGAGAUUUAAUAUUUUCAAAAUAUGAAUGUUAGAUGAUACUCCAAUUAUUAUUUAACUUUUAGCAAAGCUGUAGCCAGGCACUUUAAAUAUGCUUUUUACUGAACAAAAACAUUGGCAGUUCACUAUAAAAAAAAUGUAGAUUUCUUGCUAUUCUUGCUUUGCACCUAGUCAAAGACAUGUAUUUAAAUUUGAUGGACAGGGACAAUAACUGUACUCUCAUGAAAAAUAAUCCAAUAUGUGACUUUUAUUUUGCACAAGUAUCUUGCCAUACAAAAUGUAUGAACACAACCACACCACAAAAUGUUCUCUCUCAGAUUAGCUUGCAAGUUCCUUGUCUUGUAUUGAAAGCAAGAAUUUUAAAUCACAAUUAUACCUGGUGAGAAUUAUGCAUUAUAAAUUCACUCAAAUACCCCAAAUUAUUGUCUCGGUGUGUUUUAUUUUCAUCUCAUGUGUAGAAUAAGAUCUGUUUAUUAAAUGUAAAGAAAAUUAAUUUGCAAAGAGAUUAAACAAAAAAGUUUUUGCAUGCACUUUACCUGCACUGCUAAGAACUAUUAUAUGAUAUGAAAUCCCCUAACUUUAGCCAUUUGGCGUUGUAUAUGCGCAAUGAUGAAUAUUAAACACAUCUACGGUAAUUACAGGUAAGUUCCAUGCCCAUUGAAAUUGAUUGUAAAGUGGCUGAUUUCCAU